Molecule: messenger RNA, 1851 nt
Organism: Triticum turgidum subsp. durum (durum wheat)
Lineage: Eukaryota; Viridiplantae; Streptophyta; Magnoliopsida; Poales; Poaceae
Source: the annotation of a GenBank genome assembly
AUGGCGAUCAGAGCAACCAUUCCUCUCCUCUUCCUCCUGGGAACCAGCCUUCUCUUUGCCGCGGCUGUUUCGGCCUCCCGUGACGACGAGGAGGACAGGCGCGGUGGGCACUCGCUGCAGCAGUGCGUGCAGCGGUGCCAGCAGGACCGGCCACGGUACUCGCAUGCUCGGUGCGUGCAGGAGUGCAGGGAGGACCAGCAGCAGCACGGGAGGCACGAGCAGGAGGAGCAAGGCCGUGGCCAUGGCCGGCACGGCGAAGGGGGGCGUGAGGAGGAGCAGGGCCGUGGCCGUGGCAGGCACGGCCAGGGGGAGCGUGAGGAGGAGGAGGGCCGUGGCCGUGGGCGGCACGGCGAGGGAGAGCGUGAGGAGGAGGAGGGCCGUGGCCGUGGGCGGCACGGCGAGGGGGAGCGUGAGGAGCACGGAAAGCACGAGCAGGGCCGUGGCCGGCGCGGCGAGGGAGAGCGUGAUGAGGAGCACGGGGAUAGCCGCCGGCCGUACGUGUUCGGCCCGCGCAACUUUCGUAGCAUCAUCCGGAGCGACCACGGGUUCGUGAAGGCCCUUCGCCCGUUCGACGAAGUGUCCAGGCUCCUCCGAGGCAUCAGGAACUACCGCGUCGCCAUCAUGGAGGUGAACCCGCGCUCGUUCGUCGUGCCGGGACUCACGGACGCGGACGGCGUCGGCUACGUCGCUCAAGGCGAGGGGGUGCUGACGGUGAUCGAGAACGGCGAGAGGCGGUCCUACUCCGUCAGGCAAGGCGAUGUCAUCGUGGCGCCGGCGGGGUCCAUCAUGCACCUGGCCAACACCGACGGCCGGAGGAAGCUGGUCAUCGCCAAGAUCCUCCACACCAUCUCCGUGCCCGGCAAGUUCCAGUAUUUCUCGGCCAAGCCUCUUCUCGCGAGUUUGAGCAAACGCGUGCUGAGAGCGGCUCUCAAGACCUCGGAUGAGCAGCUGGACAGGCUGCUGUUCGGCAGGCGCCAAGGCCAGGAGGAGGAGCCCAUCUCCAUCGUCCGCGCGUCCGAGGAGCAGCUCCGCGAGCUGCGUCGCGAGGCGUCCGAGGGCGGGCAGGGCCACCACUGGCCUCUCCCCCCGUUCCGCGGCGACUCGCGCGACACCUUUAACCUCCUGGAGCAGCGCCCCAAGAUCGCCAACCGCCAUGGCCGCCUCUUCGAGGCCGACGCCCGGAGCUUCCACGCCCUUGCCCAACACGACGUCCGUGUCGCCGUGGCCAACAUCACACCGGGAUCUAUGACCGCGCCUUACUUGAACACCCAGUCGUUCAAGCUCGCCGUCGUGCUGGAAGGCGAGGGCGAGGUGCAGAUCGUGUGCCCGCACCUUGGCCAGGACAGCGAGCGCGAGCACGAGCACGGCAAGGGCAGGCGGAGCGAGGAAGAAGAGGACGACCAGCGGCAGCAACGCCGACGCGGCUCCGGCUCCGAGUCGGAGGAGGAGCAGGAUCAGCAGAGGUACGAGACGGUCCGCGCGCGGGUGUCGCGCGGCUCGGCGUUCGUGGUGCCCCCCGGCCACCCGGUCGUGGAGAUCGCCUCGUCCCGCGGCAGCAGCAACCUCCAGGUGGUGUGCUUCGAGAUCAACGCCGAGAGGAACGAGAGGGUGUGGCUCGCCGGGAGGAACAACGUGAUCGGCAAGCUGGACAACCCCGCGCAGGAGCUCACGUUCGGCAGGCCCGCCAGGGAGGUGCAGGAGGUGUUCCGCGCCAAGGAUCAGCAGGACGAGGGCUUCGUCGCCGGACCCGAGCAGCAGGAGCAGGAGCGCGGGGACCGCCGCCGUGGUGACCGCGGCCGCGGCGACGAAGCCGUGGAGGCCUUCCUGAGAAUGGCAACCGCCGCGCUCUGA